This is a messenger RNA of Helianthus annuus (common sunflower), 1514 nucleotides long. RefSeq names its product protein RETICULATA-RELATED 4, chloroplastic. Bases 98 to 1273 code for a protein of 391 amino acids. The record is from RefSeq and is a predicted model, not a curated record. Lineage: Eukaryota; Viridiplantae; Streptophyta; Magnoliopsida; Asterales; Asteraceae. The transcript is spliced from 8 exons.
UACAUUAAACCCACCUACACGCACGCCAGCUUGCCACCAACCCAUCUCUGUUUCUAAAAACUAACGACAGACACUUUUCUAAACCCUCACCGCCACCAUGUCCGCGGCGGCGAUGUCAGCCACGCGCUUCACCUCUUCCAAAGACUACACCAGAUUCAACCACCGCAUCCCAAUCCAAUCACUCCACUUCAACCCAAAUCACUCCCUUUCAAUCCGUACCAACCGACAUCUUCGUCAUUCUUUCUCAUUAAAACAUGACAACAACAACCACCGCCACAAGUUUCCGAUACUACUCGCAUUCUCCGGUGACGAUGGCGGCGUUGGACACGGGAACAACGGCGGCGGCGGAGGAGGCGGCGGCGGGGGUGAUGGUCAUGGUCAUGGUGGUGGUGGUGGGAAUGAGAAGGAGGUGUUGAUGGUGUUGGCGGAGGUUGGGAGGACGUUGGAUGGGAUUCCGGCGGAUCUAGCGGCGGCGGUUAGGGCGGGGAGGAUACCGGGAUCUGUUGUGAAGAGGUUUUUGGAGCUUGAAAAGUCGCCGUUUAUGAGAUGGUUGCUUCAGUUUGGUGGGUUUAAAGAAAGGUUGCUUGCUGAUGAUCUUUUCUUGGCCAAAGUUGCUAUGGAAUGUGGUGUUGGUAUGUUUACUAAGACUCUCGCAGAGUAUGAAAAACGCAAAGAAAAUUUCUCCAAGGAGCUGGAAAUUGUUUUUGCAGAUGUGGUGAUGGCUGUAAUUGCGGAUUUCAUGCUUGUUUACCUUCCCGCCCCUACUGUGUCUCUUCGACCACCAAUAUCCGUAAAUGCAGGGCGUAUUGCCAAGUUCUUUUAUAACUGUCCUGAUAACGCAUUCCAGACUGCUUUGGGUGGAACAACAUAUACAUUACUUCAGCGAUUGGGUGCUAUAGCUCGUAACGGGACGAAGCUUUUUGCAGUGGGCACUGCAUCGUCACUGGUUGGCACGAUUAUGACAAAUACACUGAUAAACGCUAAAAAGGCGGUUCAGAAAUCUUCUGACGAUGACCUCGAGAACAUUCCUGUUUUAGCCACCAGCGUGGGAUACGGUGUUUAUAUGGCGGUUUCUAGCAAUCUCCGGUACCAACUUCUGGCAGGUGUAGUUGAACAACGGUUUUUAGAACCAUUGUUACACCAGCACAAGUUACUGUUAAGUGCAGCCUGCUUUAUUGUUCGGACAGGAAACACAUAUUUGGGUUCAUUAUUGUGGGUGGAUUAUGCGCGUUUGGUCGGGCUUCAAAAGGCUCAUGAUGUGGCGGAAGCUUAGUUCUUGAUGAUGUUAUAGAUGCAGAUUAGCGACAUCUUUCGAGUUCUAUGUGGUUUGUGUCUGUCUCAAGGGGUGGGCUGGUUCCCCAAAAAUUUUAAGAUUUAUGAAAUUUGACUAGGUUGUUUGGUUUUAAAACGGUUUAAUGUUCUUUCUUCUGGUUUUUAUAGUUGAUUUGUAGCGUUGGAUGGUUUCGGAUUUUUGUUCUUAUAUAUGGAAACGAUGAGUUUCUUAAAAGAGUUAA